GGGCGUUUUAGGGUUUAUAGCAUUUUGGAAGAAAUGGGCGAGAUCGUGGAGGACGUGCCGCUGCCGCUGCUGUUCCAGCGCGCGCAGGCGCUUCACACGCGGAGCGCUUCGUCCCAGCUCGAUCCGGACGAGCUCAACAAGGGAAUUAGGUUGCUGCUACAAUGCCAGGAGAUGGUGGACAAGCUCGCGAUCUUCUCCAGCAACGAGAAGAAGGAGGAUGUUAGCACUUCCGACCUAAAGUAUUUGCUGGUGGAGUAUUAUCUAGGCGAGCUGACUGAGAGGACUCCAGCUACGGAACGUAUCGAUGUUGUUAGAGCUGCAAUCAAUCAUCUUAAGACCUUUGUUAGAUCCUGCGAGCUUCUGGAUCUUGUACCCGAGGGUGAAUUGGUGGCAUCGACACGCGACACUCCUGUUGAUCCUGCAACGCGAAGAGCUGAGAAGAUAACACGAUUCAAGAGGCAGCGAGCUGCAGAAUCUAAGCUGCAGGAGAUUAAUGAGAGGAAGGAACGACGGAGACGUUCCAUGCAAGCAGCUGGGAAACAAGUUGUUGAUUACGGCGAGGAAGAUAUUCCAGAUGGAGACGACGAGGAGGAGCGAGAAGCUUGGUUUGUCCAAUUAUCUUUGGCAGUGUGUAAGGCGGUGGAUCUUUUAGAAAUGCUUCAACGGGAGGAAACAAUGCUAUUAGCUGUGAGAAAGGAAAACGAGAACGGAGGUGAGUUUGCUCAAGCCGUUCUUGACGAGAGACACGCUAAAGCGGAGGCCUGGCAUCGUGAGUCCGCCACCAAGUCGAAGGUGUUGAGACCAGCGCAACCAAUAACCUGCGCAACUUUCGCCCAAGAUGUGAUUGAAGGGAGAGCAAAUAUUUCCGACGGUCACCAGCACAGCCAUCAACCUCUGUUCGGCCCGGCCAGUCUGGUUGGCAGCAGCAUAACAACUGAGAGGGAACGACUUGCAGCGCAGGUCUUCCAACCCAGUCACAGCUUGCCGAGCAUGAGCAUUGAGCAGGCGGGGCUGAAAGAGAUGGAGAUGAUGCGGAAGUGGCAAGAGAGGAACCAGCAGCUGCAGCAGGAGUCCAAGUCGACCUGGCUCGAGGAGGAGAGCAAGGACGGGAGUGACGAUGAGGCAGCGGAGAGCAAGCAGCGAGCGUGGGACGAUUGGAAGGAUGAAAAUCCUCGUGGCUCUGGCAACAAGAAGUUGACGCCUUGCGGGUGAAAGAUGCGUGUCUUGUUUCUUUUUCUUUUUUAUUCCAACGCAUAGAAUAACAUUGGGAUAUUCGUUAUUGGCAGCUA
Molecule: messenger RNA, 1289 nt
Organism: Selaginella moellendorffii
Lineage: Eukaryota; Viridiplantae; Streptophyta; Lycopodiopsida; Selaginellales; Selaginellaceae
Product: PP2A regulatory subunit TAP46
Exons: 9
Coding region: 34-1212 (392 amino acids)
Biological process (GO): regulation of dephosphorylation; regulation of signal transduction
Cellular component (GO): cytosol
Molecular function (GO): protein phosphatase 2A binding
Source: RefSeq, a predicted model, not a curated record